Messenger RNA from Doryrhamphus excisus (bluestripe pipefish), 9281 nucleotides. RefSeq names its product AT-rich interaction domain 5B (gene arid5b). The record is from RefSeq and is a predicted model, not a curated record. Gene Ontology annotation, molecular function: transcription cis-regulatory region binding. Lineage: Eukaryota; Metazoa; Chordata; Actinopteri; Syngnathiformes; Syngnathidae. Gene Ontology annotation, biological process: regulation of transcription by RNA polymerase II. Gene Ontology annotation, cellular component: nucleus.
UUGAUUUAGGUGCGAUAUCAUUGAUAGAAAGGCGAUUGCGUUAAGAACAAUACUCCAAAGUUGUCAAUAUUUGCAAAAUACCGCUAAGUAAUGACUUCCGCAUCUCACACGUCUUCAAGUGCAUCAUAUUUGUGUUGAAUUUUGUUUUUAAAAUGAGGUUAUGUAUGUAAACACGGGCAAUGUUUCGCUAUCCUGUUUUGUGUACCUUCCAGGACCUGUGGCAAUCCAUUCAAGGCAGCAAGUUUGGAGAGCGUGUUGAGUUGAAUCGAUUCAUAACGUCGAGAUGGAGCCGAACUCACUCAAGUGGGUGGGCUCGUCUUGCGGUUUACACGGACCAUAUAUAUUCUAUAAAGCCUUCAAAUUCAACCGGGACUCCAAAGCGAGGAUCUUGUCCCUGGGAGACUUUUUCUUGGUGCGAUGUAAGCCGGAGGAGCCUGUUUGCAUAGCGGAGCUGCAGCUUCUCUGGGAGGAAAGGACGAGCAAGCAACUUUUAUCCAGCUCUAAACUUUAUUUUCUACCAGAGGACACUCCCCAGGGACGGAAUGUCUCCCACGGAGAGCAUGAGGUCAUUGCCGUGACCGAGAAGGUGAUCGUGCGCCUCCAGGACCUUGUCAAGUGGGCGGUCCCGGACUUUUCGGGAUGGGCCCACGGGCUGAAGGCGGAGCCACUCAAGGCGUCGGUGCUGCGUGAGCUGGGCACCAACGGGCGCCGGGAGGCCCUGCACCGCUACAGAGAGAGCACGCUGACCAGCGGCCUCAACUUCAAGGAUGUCCAGAGGGAGAGGGCGCACCUCGGCCAGGAAGAGGAUGGCAGGAAGGUGCUGGUUCUCAGCUACCCGCAGUAUUGCCGCUACCGCUCGGUCGUGGCCCGACUGAGGGAGCAGCCCACCUCGCUGCUCCUCAACCACACGGUGCUGGCUCUGGGUGGCAUCGCGGUGCUCGGCGGGAACACCCGGAUCAUGUACUGCCGGGACACCUUUGAGCACCCUACCUUGCUGCAGAACGAGAGCAUCUGCGACGAGUUUGCUCCCAAUUUGAAGGGGCGUCCUCGGAAGAAGAAGUUGUCCUUCUCGCAAAAGAGGGACUUUCAGGUUCAAGGGUCGUCGGGGUCAAACCAGGGAUCGACAGCAGCAGUGGCGGCGCAGGACGCCAUCAGCCCAGACAGCAAAAGUUCCAAGGUCAAAGCAAGCUGUAAAGCGCUACCCAACGGCAGGAUUAGCUCCACCGCCAAGCACAAAGCCAGCGGCCUUGGGAAGAGGACGCCGCCCGAGGAUAAGGAGCGAAGGAAGGAGGUGGAGGAGAGGAGAGAGAAGGAGGAGACCAGGGAGGAUGACGAGUCGUCGUGUUCGUUAUCGUCGACGGAGGAGAGCCGAGAGGACGAGCAGGCCUUCCUUGUGGAGCUCUACAAGUACAUGAAGGAGAGGGACACGCCCAUCGAGAGGAUCCCCUUCCUGGGCUUCAAACAGAUCAAUCUCUGGACCAUGUUUCAAGCUGCUCAGAAGCUGGGAGGAUAUGAGCUGAUCACAGUCCGUAGGCAAUGGAAGCACGUGUACGACGAGUUGGGGGGCAACCCGAGCAGCACCAGCGCCGCCACCUGCACGCGGAGACACUACGAGAGGCUCCUCCUACCCUACGAGAGGCACCUCAAAGGUGAGCAGGACAAGCCCCUCCCUCCACUCACCAAACCCAAGAAGCAGGAAAGCGGCCAGGAGAAGGCGCCGGGGGCCAAGGUGAAAGGAGUCGGGGCCAAGAAAGUCAAAGGGUCCGGUCAUUCCAAGCAGGCGGCCAGGAAGGAGCGAGCGGAGGCGGCCAAGGGGCAGGCAGCGUCACAGGUUGCGGAGGUUAAAGCGGAAGCGGUUGCAAACCAGGAGGCGCCGACGAGACGAGACGAGCCCAUCAUCAUCGAGGAGGAGGAAGAAGAGGAGCUUCACGUCACCCUGAAGAAGGAGGAGUCCCUUUCGGGGGAGCGUCCUGCCUCGCUUUGCCUCAAAGAGACCGACUGCAGGGCCCCGCUUGCCCCCCGACCCCUCCACGCUGGAACCCAGCCUGAGUGGAGGCAGAUCAGCCAGGCCCUUCAAGCCAAGACCGAGGGUCGUCUCAUUGCGAAAAACCCAUACCUGCCUCACUGCUGGGACCAGAACAAACUCGCUGGACACGUUGCGCUGCCUGAGCCCUCCAGCAGGGUCAAAGACUCCUUGGAGAGUCACGGGGGGCGGGUUGGAAAGGUGUUGCCGAUGUGCAAACAGGCCGAUAGGCAGUCCUUAGACUUGAGUACAGAGUCCUUCCCGGAGAAGGAGGACUACGGAAUUAUUAGGAAGGAGAGUCUUUCCUACUGCAAAGCCAGCCAAGGCGUCAUGUCUCCUUUGGCGAAAAAGAAGCUCCUCUCCCAGGUGUGCGAGUCCACCUCCUUUUCCUUUGUGUCCUCACUCCAGCCGCCCCUUGCUACCGCUCUCCCAAUGGCGGAGAGAGACACGGAGAAGAGGAAGGGAGAGGAGGAAGGGCCGGGUCACAGGGGGCACAUGUCUGACAGCGUCCCGGAGGCGGCGCCCGUCUUCAGGCCGUCGGUCAUCCAGCACGCACAGAGCAGCAAGCCUCCGCAACACGGCCAACCGGGGAGGAGCCACCACCUUCAGCCUCACGUCAAUCCUCCGUGGCAGCCCUACCUCCCUCAGACCCGGGACCACGAAGACGCGGAGAAAAGUGGCGAGAGUCUCCUCCAGAACCCGGCCGCUCAGGCUCGCGGCUUCACGGGGGACUGCUACUCGUCCCCUCACCUGCAUAGUCUCUACCGGCAAACCGAGAGCUGCCUGAGUCAGGACCGGAUGGCCGGAUUCCCCAACGGAGAGCGCCGGGAGCACUUUUCCAGGGAACGUGAAGGGAAUUUUGUUUGCAGCGGCCUGGAGCAAGAAGGCCUCGCCUACAGAUCUCGCUACAACGACGACACGCAGACUCGAGGGGACAGCAGAGAGGCCGAGGACGAACCCAGAGACUUCACCAUGUCCAAGCCCCUCGCCCAGCGGGUGUCCUUUCCCAAACCUUCCUUCUGCGGCCUCCCCUACUCCAUCGUGCACCAAGGUUUGGACUCCCACCCCAAAGCCUGCAGAGUUCCUCCCAUGACCGUCUCACCGCCCAAGCAGAGCCCCGCCGAACCAUUGCAACCCUUUCCUAGUCCUAAAUCCUCGUCCGACUCGUCCCUCACUAGCCCCGUCCGACCCAGUAAAAGGACCCUCGGGGAGCCCGAGGGCGAGGAGGUCCCAGAGAGGAAGGUCCGCGUGGUGACCCCCAUCCACCCAGCGUGCGCUAUCCGACGCAGCGACCCGGAGGAGCUGAAACCCGCCGAGCCGGCCCACGCGGUCCACCUCAACAACCACCUCCCUGAGGGCCACCCCGCCACCGCUUACCCCCCACCUCACGCCGCAACCCUCUACGCCGGCAUGUACCCCCCCGGCAGCCUCGUGUCGCCUGGCGCCCAGGACGGGCUCCAGCAGCACCCGGGCUUGCAGUACCUGAAGAGCCAGUCGGCCGUGUCCCCACUGGUGCCCCCCUUAGCCUUUCACUCCAUGAUGCUCCACAGGCAGCUGCUGGCCUCUGGGCCCAGCCCACACCACUUCUUCAGGCACCCAGGAGGUGCCGCCCUCUACGGGGACCUGCUGCACCACCUGUACCCGCUGUCCACUCUUCCCCCGCCACAGUUGUCCUCGGUACACCCCAGCACCAGACUGUGAGGGACACUUUCUUUGGUUGGUGGGUGGUCGUGGAUGGAAGCGGGGUCAGGGCGGGUGGCGACUGAUUGUAAAACUCGUCGGCGAGGCAGACUGAAAAUUCCAUUUUUUUUUUUAGUUUCUCCAUUUGUUUAUAUUCUUUGCACUGUUGUGUAUCACCACUUACUGUAUCUUUGUGUCUUCUAUCCUCGUUUGCACAAUUCUGACGCGGAUGUGCUCACCAUUCAUUUUGACUCAGCCGGAGUCGGGUCGUCGCGGAUCGGACAAAGUGGACGGCGGCCGUUUGUUUACUGCGUCUCUUGAGGGCUAAACUGUUGUCGCUUGAAACACUACGAGGAACACAACGCCGCAUCGUGACGUUAUUGGCAUUCAGUGGCGUUGUGUGUGUGUGUGUGUGUAUGCGCGUGAAUGUGAUUACGUGCAUCCGCUUUGCCGCUUUUUCUACUGCACAGUAUUGACCGCCUACCCUCGCCGAGAUUUGGGGCCAUCUGUUUUCGGUAUCGUCACAACUGAGCUGAAUUGAACGCUUUUUAAUGGAUUUUUAACUUGUGUAAGGAAAUCUGAUAGGAGACUGAGGGCACUAAAGAAGGGAGACUGUCAAGUACAAACAAUACAGUAACAUCCAUCAUUUUAAUGUUCAAUGCGCUCCAGCUCAUUUUAUCCAAGCAGAGAAUGAGGGCAGCAAAGACGAGACUGUGGUGUUUAAUACUGUCUCAGCAGUCAUUAUUAUUAACCUUGUGUCAUCAAAUUAUGCUACAACAUAGGUGAUUAAUGUGAGAUUGCAUCUGAGAGGAGACUAUGGGCAGGUGCAGCAAAGAAGUGGAGACUGGAGUAAAAUAUAGUACUAAUACUAGUACUAAACGUCAGUCAUUUUCAAUCUUCAGUCCUCAAGUGUUACAACAUUGAAUAUCCUCCACAUAAUUUUAUCCACGAGGACACUUAGGGCCGCAAAAAAAGGAUACUGGAGUAUAAAAUACUGCCUCAUUCGUCAUUUUUAGCCUUGACUCCUCAAGUGUUCCAGUAAUGAUGAUGAAAGUGUUCCACCUAAUUUUAUCCGAGAGGAGACUAUGGGCAUCUGCAGCAUAAAAGUGGAGAUUGUGGAGUAGAAUAUGAUUAAUUUUUAGCCUUUUGUAUUACAGUAGUAUUACAACAUUGAAUAUCCACCACAUAAUUUUAUCCAAGCGGAGACUAUGGGCAGCUGCAGCAUAGAAGUGGAGACUGUGGAAUAAAGUACUGAGUUAUCAGUCAUUUUUAGCCUUGACUCCUCAAGUGUUCCAGCAAUUAUGAUGUAUAUGUUCCACCUGAUUUCAUUCUAGAGGAGACUAUGGGCAUCUGAGGCAUAGAAGUGGAGAUUGUGGAGUAAAAUAUCAUAAAUUUGUAGCCUUUUGUAUUGCAGUAGUAUUACAACAUUGAAUGUCCACCACAUAAUUUUAUCCAAGCGGAGACUAUGGGCAGCUGCAGCAUAAAAGUGAAGACUGUGGAGUAAAGUACUGCGUUAUCAGUCAUUUUUAGCCUUGCGUCCUCAAGUGUUACAACAUUAAAUACCCUCUACAUAAUUUUAUCCAAGAGGACACUUGGGGCAGCAAUGAAGUGGAGACGGUGGUGUACAAAACGGCAACAUCAGUCCUAGUUAGGAGUGUGUCCUCAAGUGUUUGAACGACAAAUGCGCUCCACCAAGGUACCAGAAGUGGUACCUGCUUUUGGGGAGGCGUGGAGGCGAGUCGGUACCGUGCAGUGGAAACGUGUCCAUCAUUGUGGACACACCAGUCCAAUCCUCAUCCAUUUCAUGUGCAAGUGAAUGUGGCUUUUUUUUCCCACCCCCCUCCCAGAAUGAACGUAAUCAGACAGUAGCAGCUCCUCGUCUUUUUUUGUCGCGUAAUGAAGCAGCAUACAGGUGCGGAACGCUUACAAAAAACAGCAUUUCAUUCUUUUUUUUUAAUCAUAAUUUUUUUUUUUUUUAAUCCCCUGAAAAGAUCCACUGUGUGAUUUGAUUAUUUUCUAGGAAUGUUGUCACUUAGGAUGCUAUUGCUUUGCAAAUAUUUGUGCCUUUGGCCGUGUUAGCACUACAUAGGAGCAUCCACUCAUUACUGUCAGCGGUGAUUGGUGAGGUUUAUAUAUAUAAUACAGCUACAGAGUUAUGCUUUUAGAGUAUAAAUAUAUUUACUUAGCUUUACUGUGACAGGCAGUCCUUACACAUUUUUACAAUACAUAGAAGAAGAAAAAAAAAGGCCACGCUGCCUGUCAUCAGGAGGGCUUGAAUGUGAAUAAAGGUACCACACUUUGCGCUCUGUUAUUAUUAUUAUUAUUAUUAUUAUCAUUAUUGGUCUUUUCCAACCACUAUGAUUGCAAUUCCAGUCAGGAUGGCCCCCAAAUUCCCGAAAGUCGACGUGUGUGUAAUCCUUCUGUACACAAAAGAAAAAAAAAAAGCAACACAUCAAUGUGGGAUCAAUGUCAUGUUGUGUGUGUAAAUAGAAGUGUAGAUAUCAGCGACGGGUCCUCACCAUAUAAACUGUUAUAAUCUGUAAAUAGCAAACAAAGGCAGUAUAAAAAAAAAAACUACACAAUCUAGUCCUGGUUUGUUUUCACCUUUAGAUUGUAACAAACACUACGAUUUAGGCGUUUAUUUCUCUUCUUUUUUUGUUUUUGAUACAGUAGCCAUCUGUUUACCAAUCACCCCAGCUGGCGAGCAACUUAAAAAAAAAAAAGACAUUUUUUUAUGAUAUGACCUCCUGUAUAUUUAAUUAAAAUAUUUUACUAUCUAACACAUGCUUCCGAUCUUGUCUUCUUUAACACAUCAAUAGAUGGCCUCAGGUUCCCUCCUGCUUUCACAACAGUCACUUCUUCUCUUCCUCAUUCUACUUCCUAUUUACUUCUUCUUCCUCCUUUUUCCUCUGACAGCCAGAUGAGUAAUUAUCAAACCCUUUGGUUGUUGUACGCCUUAAAAAAAAUAAAAUAAAAAAAAUUGCUCAUAACCUUCUCGAUCAGCAAUUCAAAGCAAAAGACGGUCCACAACGAAAAUAAAAGUGGUCUACCCUAGACCGGGUGUAUUGACCCGUGGGACAUUCUAAAAAAAAAAAAAAAAAUUUUAAAAAUUUGGAAAAAAAACAGCAAUAAAUUGCAAGACUGCAGUAAUAUUUUAACAAAGUUGAAAUUUAAAGCAAAAAACUAACAUUAAAUAAGUUUAAUGUUGCAAUAUUAUGAAUAAAGUUUAAACUAUAGUAGUUUAACGUUUAAAUGGGACCUAUUGCACUCAUUUUCGGCCCUUUGUAUCGAGUUGUGGACUCUUAUAGAGCAGCUACACAUGAUAAGCUUUCUACAUCUUCCAGAAUCUGCACCUAUUCCAGCUAUAUUUCCUUGGAAAAUAAAUGGCCUGUUUUGAUUUAUUCCACAGCUUGUACAAGUAGAAUGUCGCAAUACUGUGAGGAAAAUUUGUCAACAACAAAUAAACAACAUAUAUGUAAUUUUUGGAAAAUUAGGUUGUAGGAAAAAGGUAAUAUAAGAAAACAGUCAAAAUUUUACAAGAGGAAAAUUAACAAAUAUUUGUAAAUAAAGUUGAAUUAUUUGGAAAAUUAAAAUAAAAAAACGACGAAAGAUGAUACUAAUAAUAGUACAGUUUCACCUACUAUACAAUCAUAGAGCUGAUAUGCAGUUUUUCGUCUUGAAUAUGAAAGUAAUAUGAAAACAAAGCAGUAGAAAAUGAAUGAAUGAAAAUAUGAAAGUGGUCCUUGCAUCCUUUCAUCAAUCACUAUGUGGCCCUUAGCAGUUAGCGAUUUGGUCUGCAAGAAAAAUAAUCUUCUCAAAGGUAUAAAUUUAUUCUUGGAAAAUAACUCAACAAAAAAAAAUCAACAUUCUUUCGCAAAAGCUUAGCUAUUAUGAGAGCAAGUAAUGGAAAAAAGAAAUAUCACCAUUAGAUUCCUUUUAUUCCACUACAUUUGACUCAACAUUUAGCUUGUUGUAUGACGUCGUAUAACAUAGUCAAUAAAACACACGAGAACAUUCAGUGGCAUUCUCCCAUCUCAUUAAAAGUCACAUUAAAAUAAACAAAAAAAAACAUUAAAAAGGCGUUGAAUGAAAGAGUGUUAUUUUUCUGCUGCUAAAGUCUAUAAAGAAGAUGAAGUACAUAAGUUUGUCUCUGCUCAUAAAAGGUAAAACUAAUUAAAGUUAGUCAUUCCAGUCGUAAAAGAUAACAAUCACAACAAUAAACACACACACACACACUGAGCGCUGACCAGAGCUGACCCCCCCUCUUGGUUUUGUAUGGAUGCAUUGCAUGGAUGGCUGCUAUUCCGGAGCGCCCCCCCAACCUGUUUUGUUUUCAGUGCUUUGGACAGCUAUGGACAUAAUGAAUGAUGAUAUAUUGUACUGUAAUACAUUUCAGUCACUCUUUAAGGAGUCAUUAAGUCAAAGAUUCAGCCCCCCCCCACCCCCCCCGCCCCCCCAGGCCGCCAGUUGAACACCCCAGGACUAUCCCUGCACACUUGAGUUCUAAGAAUCCUUUCAACGGAAGUCUCACUCGUGAUGUUUUAACUUUUUUACUUUGAACAUGGAUUUACCAAUGAUCACGCAAGUGUAAAAAGAAGUUAGGCACUGUUAGUAAAACAUAAGAUAAAAGAUAAGAUAUGCCUUUAUUCGUCCCUCAGUGGGGAAAUUUGCAAUAGUUUUGCAAUAUUGCAAAUAUUUGCAAUAUUUGCCAUAGUGGUUCCAGUGGUCGUGGUCAUGCUAAGCUAAGCUAACUCUUCCCUCCCAGUAAGGGUUCUUCCACAUUCAUGCAUUGAAAUGAAAGUGAAAGUAAAAUUACGGUGCAGCUUUAAGGUUCAUCCUGUCCCUGAAAGACUUUCUCACUUUGCUCCUGGUUGCAUUCCCAGAACAGACAACAAAAUUACACUCACCUGAGUCCUGGUGCCUCAGGUGAGGGGGCGGAGCCUCCCCAUGCACCUCUAGAACGCCCAGCGGAGCGUUCUUGCGGCCGAGCGCUGGCGCUCCCCCGUAGUUGUUCCGCUGGAGCUGCUGAAUGAUGGCGGAGAACUUGGCGUCCAAAGACGGUCGGCCUGUUUUGGACUUAGGGCGAGAUGUGAUGGAGUUCUCCUUCUCCUGAUAGGACGGCGGAGGGCGGGGGGGUCUCUCAGGGUGGGGAGCAGUAGCAGUAGCAGCAGGAGGAGGAGGAGGAGCACGGCGCUUCUUAGCGCUAUUGGGCGUGGAGCUGGAGGCGGGUUUAGGGCUGGAGAAAGGGGCGGAGCUUUGACUCUCCGACAGGCUGUUAGUCUUCUGGACCACCACUGGGUGGCAGCCAUCAAAUAGAGUGGACCAAUUAGGAGCCUCCCUCUGCUGCUCCUGGCCAAUCAGGAAGCGUCCAUCGGUCUGCUCGAUCUUAUCGUGGAUGAUGUCCGUGAUGCCCUCAAACUUGCCUGGAGAAAUAAUACCUAAAAAAGACAGUAGAUAUGUCAUUGGUGCUUAUUAGAUAUUAUUAUAAUAUAAUAUUUAAUAUAUUAUUAUAUUACAUACCAAAUUCAUGGUAAAAACAUAUGACAAUGUUAUUGAAAAUAUCAAAUUUAAUGCAAAU